AGGCGGGUUCUGUGGUGUUACGACGCGAUCACCGUUCCCCAAUCGAAUUGGUUCCACGAUGAUGGAUUUUUUUAUUGCCAAAAACCACAAUACGCCGGACCCGGCCGUGGCGGUGCCGGCCAAGCUGGACUCUAGCGCGAAGCCAGUGAACGGAAAACGGGUUAAGAAGCACAAGGUACCAACGAUCAUGGUGACACCACCGACCCCUCCACCGGAACCCGUCUUCUCAGGAUUCAACUAUCUGCCGAUGGAGCUGCUGCUGAAGAUCAUGAAACAAAUCUCGGUCGACGAUCGGCUUGCGUGCGGGCAAACGUGUCACCGGUGGAUGGAAGCGGCCCACAACUACCUGCCGUUCGGGCGGCGCAUCAUUUACAAGUUCACGAACAUCAACUUCUGUGACUACGAGCCGCCGAUCAAGACGUUUCUGGAGGCAUUCCGCAUUUUCCCACGGAUCGCAAUCAAAUCCUGCACCUUCUACGGCAACAGCCAGUUUUGGCCGACCUUUGGAGAGUUCGUGGUGGAGCUGACGAUAAAGAACUGCCUGAUCAGGGACACGGAGCUGCUGUUCGUCUUGGAGAACGUGCCAAAUUUGCGUCAGCUCAAAAUAGAGCAGUGCGACGAGCUGUUCCGAACGUGGCACUUCACCAAGCGCCUCACCUGCUGCGAGUCUCACUUUGUGCUGCCGGAUUUGGCCGACGUGUCGCUCGCGAACAAUGACUUCUUGGACGAGCUGCACUUCAACAAGCUGAUGACGCUGGCCCCGAACAUUGCGCAUUUGGAUAUUUCGAACUGCUUCAAAAUGGUGGCCGCCCAUCGCCGGGUGGCCAUGGUGGAGCACAUCAUGCGCUUCAUCAACAUGCACCAGUUCCAGCUGCAAACGCUCAACUUCAGCGGCACGCUCGCGAUCGACGACAUCUGCCUCAGCACGCUGUCCAUGAUCGAUGGGCUCAGCCUGGAGACGUUCAGCAUGACGUUCUGCGACAAGAUCCCGUCGGCCAUCAUCGAUCUGCUGCGCCGCCAGCCGGACCUGAACAUCACGCACGAUCUGGAGUGGAAGGUUGGCCGCCACCCGAUCAAGGCGCCUGGGUUCAUCAGUUUUCUCGUGCGCCAGACGAACCUCGUUCACCUGGACCUGACCUCGUCGCUAGGGAUCACCGAUGAGGUGAUGGAGCUGAUUACCACGUGUUUGCCGAAGCUGAAAACCCUCAAACUGCGCCGCUGCAUCCUGGUGACCGACGAGGGCAUCAUGAACAUCGUCAAUCUGCAGGAGCUGGAGGUCCUGGAUCUGUCCAACUGCUACCGCAUCUCCGAUCACGCAAUGUACCGCGGUGUGAUUGGCCGGAAGGUGAAGAAUUUCAAGGAACUCUAUCUGUGCGAGCUGCCCACGCUAAGCGACUACUCACUCAUACAGGUGACGUUGAACUUUGAAAUGAUUCAAAUCCUGGACCUUAGCAACAGCCCGAACGCGGCCACGGACGCCACGAUGCAGUACGUAAACUACUAUCUGGUUUCGCUGAAGCAACUGUAUCUUCACUGCUGCACCAAGCUGACCGACUCCGGGCUCACGGGGAUCGACCUACCGGUGAAGCCCAUGAUCACGUGGGACAAGGAGGAAACGUUCCCGCUAGACCGUCUGUUCAAGCUGCGCGUCCUGAACCUCAUCGGGUGCUACCGGAUCACCGAUCUGUCGCUCCAGGAAGCCUUCAAGCUGGCCGAACUGAAGGAGCUCCACCUGGCACGCUGCUAUCAGAUAUCCGAAGCCGGCAUCGGCGUGCUGGCGGAAACGGCCAAAGCGCUCGAGUUCGUGGAUCUCAGCGAGUGUCCCAACAUCAACGACAACUGCAUCGAAAUGCUGACCCGCAGCCUGAAGCGGCUGCGCACGCUGAAGGUGAACAAGUGCCCGCUGCUCACCAGUGCCUGCCUGGAGAUCAUUGGCCACAACUGUUCCUAUCUGAAGUUCUUUCACGUAAGCGGCUGCGAUCGGGUGAAGAAUCCGAAGAAACGGUUAGCGCACCUUCCGUCCCUGAAAGCGGUCUACGUCGAGUGGUAGCGUCGGCGGCUGCGGUGGCGGCGGCGGUGGAGCGCUCUUUCGCUCGGCUGAAGAACAAUAAAAGCUAUUUUA
Messenger RNA from Anopheles bellator, 2122 nucleotides. Its product is annotated as F-box and leucine-rich repeat protein 13-like. The transcript is spliced from 5 exons. Gene Ontology annotation, biological process: SCF-dependent proteasomal ubiquitin-dependent protein catabolic process. NCBI's taxonomy places the organism in Eukaryota, Metazoa, Arthropoda, Insecta, Diptera, Culicidae. The record is from RefSeq and is a predicted model, not a curated record. Gene Ontology annotation, cellular component: SCF ubiquitin ligase complex. The coding region runs from base 59 to 2050 and encodes 663 amino acids. Gene Ontology annotation, molecular function: protein binding.